AUGACUCGCAUUUCCCAACUCAUCUGUCACCGCCACCAACUCUGUAGUUAUUCGUCUGAUUUGUUGUCACAGGUCAUCUAUCGCUCGGCUAACCUAUCGGUCUGGUGGACUAAACUCCCCUACCCCCCAAUGGUACUCACUGCGCUCUCGUCUCCAGGGCCCCACAUCCCCUACGUCUUGUCGCGUCUCGCUUACACAAUCAACAAACUCGUGUCGAAUUUCUACUUUCUUCUCUCUUUCUACUGUCACGAAGACGCAUUCAACGAUAGGAGGACGGCUGGUCUUCCACCACUACCAGGUCGGAUUCUGAUAUGGUGUAGCACUGCGAAGAGGGUAGUUGGUAAAGUUUGGCUAGACUGGUGGUACUCUGUCGUGGUUUCGGUGACGGAGGUGCGAUCCGGCAUCCUGCAUCGGACGCGGACGUCGGUUGAUCCAUCAGGUGAGCAGAGAGAAGAGGAGGUGGGGGCGUGUUCCCUCUUUGCCUCGAAAGGGGGUCAGAUGCGCGUCCCGGGGGGAUUCGCUAGGCGGAAGUGGUUGACCCGCUUUUCGACUGCGGGUGGAUCAAUCACAAAACUACAGUACAUCAAUAUCCCCCUCAAGAAGAAGGUGUCAAGCUUUUUAGUGAGUCAUUACUCUGAUUAG
Messenger RNA from Echinococcus granulosus, 642 nucleotides. RefSeq lists its product as hypothetical. Bases 1 to 642 code for a protein of 213 amino acids. The record is from RefSeq and is a predicted model, not a curated record. The transcript is spliced from 3 exons. NCBI's taxonomy places the organism in Eukaryota, Metazoa, Platyhelminthes, Cestoda, Cyclophyllidea, Taeniidae.